AACCAUUUCUUUGCACAGUAUCUAGAGUCAUACCUCUCUCCAGCCAAUAAAAAUGGGGGGGGGUGGCUUCACCAUGCAAUAUCAGCCAGAGCAGUUUCAGUUUCACCGCAGUCCCAUCUGUUUAGUCCUCUAUAGCUCUCUGAGCUGCACUCCUCUGCACUGCCAGUGGCCAUGGCCAACGAUUCAGUCUUUGUUGUUGCUAUAGAUUUUGGCACGUCCUACAGCGGGUACUGUUUCUCCCUUGCUUCGGGUACAGACCAAAUCCGCCAGGUUUACUGGGGAACAGAGCAUGGGCUCAAGACCCCGAAGACACCCACGUGCAUCUUGUUCAACCAGAAGAAGGAGUUCAGGAAGUUUGGCUAUGAUGCUGUGAUGAAGUACAAGAGCUUGCCCUCCAGUGAAGCUGACAACUGGUACUUCUUCCAGAACUUCAAGAUGAAGCUGUACAACACAAAAGUCACUUCUGCCAUGGAACUGGAAGCCAGCAAUGGAAAGAUGCUUCCUGCCCUGAUGGUCUUUUCUGAAAGCCUGCGCUACCUGAAGGAACAUGCCCUGAACACCAUCCAAGAGGCCUCUUUCCAAACCAUCUGUGGCCAGGAGGAGAUCACCUGGGUCAUUACUGUCCCAGCCAUAUGGAGCGCUGCUGCCAGGCAGUUCAUGCGUCUGGCGGCAAAAGAGGCAGGCCUCAUCUCUGACAUGAUUUCUGAGAAGUUGAUUAUUGCCCUGGAGCCAGAAGCUGCAUCAGUCUGGUGCAGACAGCUUCCACAGGAAGGGUUUAUCACAGACAGCAGUGACAAGAAGAAGUUUGAAGAGUCCCCUGGGAUCCAGUAUAUUGUUGUUGACUGUGGAGGUGGCACAAUAGACAUUACAGUACAUGAGAUCCAAGAAAACCAUUACCUGAAGGAGUUACACAAGGCAACUGGAGGUGGAUGGGGAGGCAACAGAGUGGAUGAAAACUUCGCUGCUUUCCUUAAGGAAAUAUUCGAUGAUGGUGUAUGGGAAGAAUAUGUUAAGAGCCACCCAACCGAAUUACAACAUAUGAUGUACAACUUCAGUCUACAGAAAUGCUCUGCUGUCAGGGAGGCGGUCUACUUACAUUGCUACUACAACUUGACCAGAGUGGCAGAGUGCAAGAAGGACAUCUCCCACUUCUUCAAAAAAGUGGAAGGAGCUGUGUGGUGCAAUGGGAUGAUCAUGAUUACAUAUGAGAAAAUGAAGAGUUUUUUUGACUACAGUGUUGAAAAUAUCAUUUGUACUUUGAGGAAAAUUCUUGAAAAGCCUCAGAUGGCUAGGGUCCAGUACAUUUUGCUUGUGGGAGGCUUUGCAUCUAGCAUCAUCUUGAGAGAUGCUAUCAGGGAGGCCUUUAGCAAGGAGUAUCGUGUCCUUUGUCCAAUGGAGGCCCAAGUGGCCAUUGCAAAAGGGGCUGUUUUAUUUGGAGUCAAUCCACACAUUGUUGUCUCAAGAGUCAGUGCUCAGACAUAUGGCUUAGCAGUAACUCAGAAAUUUGAUGCUGCUAUACAUGACUUGCGUAAACUAAGGGUCGCAAAAGCUGAUGGCCAUAUUUACUGCACAGAUCUCUUCAAGAAAUUGGUGGGAAUGGAGGAGUCAGUGAAAAUAAAUGAAAUUGCCCACUAUAAUUUCCAUCCAACAGAACCAGAUCAAACAAAUGCAUGCUUUUCCUUCUAUUGUACAGAAAAGCAGGAUGCUCAGUAUGUAGAUGAGGAAGGAAUGGAACAGCUUGGUUCCUGCACAGUGCCAAUGCCAGACACAAAGCUGGGGAGGAAGCGUCAACUGAAGCUGGAUAUUAAAUUUGGGCUCACUGAAUUUAAAGCCACAUGUACUGAUGUUACUUCCAAACAAAGUCGGGUAGUUUUAAUAGAUUUUUUAGCUGUGUAAAUGCUCGGUACAUCAAGCAGCCGGGACAAUAACUCAAGGGAGAGCAUGCCUUUAGAAGGCGGCAAUAACUACUAAAAUAGAGAAGGCAAAUGGACUAUAAAGUCCAUCAUCCAGCCUUCUGCUUGCACAGAUGUUUGUAAUAGUUUGCUAGUCAGAUUCUCUGGUUUCUUCCUUUCCUCACCAACCAUCCUUUCAGUCCAACACCUCUCUUCCUGUUGUAUCUGACAGCAGGUUUAUCUGACAGCUGCUUUAUCUCUUGCCUUUCUAACUUAGCCCCAUUGCAUCUCUGAAUACUGUAACACCAAUAUAAGCAUCUGGACACUGCCUGUGUUUGAUACAAAGCUUCUGGACUGGUGACUAACUUCCACUUAUACCAGCCCAUAAUUAUCUCUUUUAGCCUGAUGUCUUCUUUCAGCUACAUUGUCUCUUCCUCUGAUAUCAGGUCUCUAUCUGGAGUCCAGGUUUAACUCUGCCAGGGGUGACAGUCAAUGGAUUUGAGCUUUCUUCAGAACAUCACUUAUAUAGAUUGUGUGUAAUUAAAGAGAUCUUGUCCCAGUCAAGAUACUCUGUGAUGCAGUAACUCAGUGUAGGCUGGGGGCUUGUAUCCAAAACCUGUGGGAGAGUUGUUUCCAUUAUACGAUUGGGUACUUUGAUCUCACUAACUGGGCGGAUAUGAAUGCCAGAUUGUAACAUUACAGCUAUGAAGAGUGCUUAUGCCACUGCGUGAGCCCCUCUGCCCAGCUGUGGUUGCUCCCUGCAUCUCUGACUUGGGCUUGAUAUUUUCCAUGUCUAUUAAAGCUCAUUCCUUUGCCUCCUGCCUGCAGCACCUGUGCACAGAUUCAGCAGCGUGGCCUGUGUGAGCCCAAGUUUGUCCAAGAAGAGGAUGUGAUCCUGCAGUAUACUGGGUCUGUCUGGGGUGGAGUUAGCUUUCUUUAUAGCUGCCCUUAUGCUACGGUGUGAUUUACGACAAAAACGGUGUUGACAGCACGCCAGUGUUUUAGCAAAUGAGCAGUGCUCGCACGGCGGCAGGCCUGUCUCUGUUUCUUGCUCUGCCCUUGCAGCGAGGGGGCUGGUGGGGGGACCAAGGGGCUGGGUGAGCACACAGCCAGCACAGCUGACCCCCAACUGACCAAGGAGGGUAGUUCCUACCCUGUAACCUCACACUUGGCAAUAAAACUGGGGGCGGGGUGUGUGUGUUUCUCCAAAGUAGCUAUUGCUUGCAGACUGGCUGGGCACCAGUCUGGUGGUGGGAUGCGGUGACUACCUUUGCAUCACUUGAUGGUUUUUUUUUGUAGGGUUUUUAUUUUCCCCCCUUCACUAAGGGUAUAAGAGCUUCCCUGCUGAACACGAGCCUGUCCCAACACAAAUACCUGGUUAGCUGCAUACACGGCAUGAAAACUCAGCACUGACAUCUUUGUUAGCUGUAAUGACUGUGUUAGAAUCACUCCUAGCCAUGUACUUAAUGCUGUCAAUCAUUAAAGUAGCAUUCAGAGGAAUAAGCUGUACCUAUACUAUGCCCUAUGAUGUAUAGAAGCUGAACAGUUUUGAGUACAUUGCCUUUGUUUUCACCUUUAAAAUCUUAUGUGUGCAAUAAAAGUAUUCACAACAGAAA
Messenger RNA from Phalacrocorax carbo (great cormorant), 3508 nucleotides. The record is from RefSeq and is a predicted model, not a curated record. Lineage: Eukaryota; Metazoa; Chordata; Aves; Suliformes; Phalacrocoracidae.